Cuscuta campestris is the source of this 1670-nucleotide messenger RNA. NCBI's taxonomy places the organism in Eukaryota, Viridiplantae, Streptophyta, Magnoliopsida, Solanales, Convolvulaceae. The record is from the annotation of a GenBank genome assembly.
CUCAAGAAUGAAAAGAGGAAGAAAAACGCUCACAAGUUUCAAGUUUCAAACAUUCGGCCACAACGGUUUCGCGUUUUCUUCGCUCUCUCUCGGAAAGCCUUCCCCUCCUCCGCCCCCAGCUAAUUAGCACUUGCACAUUUUCUUCACUCUAUCGGAAAGCAUUUUCCGACUAUAUCCCUUGAACAUCUAGGCGUUAAUCGGAGCAGAAUUCAGUUCGUCGGAAUCCGGAUUAGGCGCCGGGACGAUGUGUACCGAUGCGUUAGUGACGCUUGGCUUCGUUCUGCUGCUGCUGCUGCUCACGCCGGCAUCAGCUGCGGCGGCGGUGGAGGAUCGGCUUCUGGUGAAAAUGACGCUGGUUGAGAACGCCUCCGAUUUCGGAGCUUAUUGCUUGGACGGAAGUUUGCCGGCGUAUCACCUUCACAGAGGAUUCGGCGCCGGAGCUCGGAAUUGGCUUCUGCAAUUUGAGGGUGGUGGGUGGUGCAACGACAUCAAAACAUGUUUGGAUAGAUCUGCAAGUAGGCGGGGAUCAACAACUUAUAUGAACAAGUGGGAGGUAUUUUCUGGCAUUCUCAGUAACAAUGCCUCUCUUAACCCUGAUUUUUACAAUUGGAACCGGGUGAAGCUUAGGUAUUGUGAUGGAGCAUCAUUUGCCGGAGAUUCUAAGUUUGACAAUGGGACAAUGUUGCUUUAUUUCAGAGGACAGAAAAUCUGGCAAGCUAUUAUUCACGAUCUCCUUCCAGAAGGCUUAAGCCAAUCAAGAAAGGCUCUGCUUUCUGGUUGUUCUGCCGGUGGCUUGGCAACUUUUCUGCAUUGUGACAACUUCACCAGUUAUCUACCUAAUACCACAAGUGUCAAAUGCUUGAGCGAUGCUGGAUUCUUCCUCGAUGAGAGAGACAUUAGUCAAAACUAUACCAUGAGAUCUUUCUACCAGAACAUGCUUUUUCUACAUGCAGCAGGACACACUCUCAACAGAAAUUGCACCGAUUCUCUUGCCCAUCCUGAACUGUGCAUCUUCCCACAGUAUGCACUAUCUUACAUUCAAACACCAUUCUUCAUCCUAAACUCUGCAUAUGAUGUGUACCAAUUCCAUCACAUACUAGUUCCACCUUCUGCCGAUCCUGGUGGACAUUGGAAAGGUUGCAAACUCAACCCAGCAGCCUGCAGUCAGUUACAACUUAGAACUUUGCAUGGAUUCAGAAGAGACAUGCUUGCCGAUCUCAGAACUUUCUAUUACCACUCCGUAAGAGGAGGGAUGUACAUAAAUUCAUGUUUUGCUCAUUGCCAAAGCGAGACUCAGGACACAUGGUUUGCAGUUGAUUCUCCCCGAAUAAGAAACCAGACUAUUGCAGAGGCAGUUGGGGACUGGUAUUUUAGCAGAAGAGUAAGCAAACAGAUUGAUUGUGCAUACCCAUGUGAUUCUACUUGCCAUAAUAUCAUUGGCUGACAUAUACACAUAGAUCCAUUUAAUGGUGUACAUAGAUCAAUACACAUAGAAACUAUUUUUUCUUGAUACUCAUAAAGUCACAGGAGGAAAAUGUUACCACAAAAGAAUAUACUUUGUCCCAUUCUUAGUGUAGGGUGUUUACAUUGUUGUUACACUGAUAUACUCGAACGUAUGUAUUGAUUCAUUUUUAAUUUUUUUUAGCAAAGAAUAAGAGCAGCUGUGGAGU